UCCCGCUUGGCUCUCCUGUCACCCCGAAAUUCAGCCUCGUCUCGUGCGACCGGCCUCCGCUGAUGUCCACGGCUUCCGCCAGCACCACCCCCGCGGCUCCCGCGGAUGCCGGUGUCGCCAGCUCCUCGGCGUCGGUCGACGUGGCGGCCCUCCUCCGGGAGAUCACCAUGCGUGGAGAACGCGCCCGACUGGAGGGAGACCUGCUCGUCUUCCCAGCCUCAGCAUCGCCGGAUGGGCGGGAAUUGUCCUUCCCCCGAGCCAUGCCGACCAACUUCCGGCGUCUGUUCGGCCAGCAGGACCCCUACCCCCUGGAUGUGGUGUGGUUCCUGCUGGAGCAUCGGGCCACAGAUACGGUGACUUACACCAAUGAGGCCAAGGUGGCCGGCUUUUCCACGGUUUUCCUGGUCGACCGGACCGACAUCACCAAGUACCUGACCGGGGCCAGUGAGGUGGCCGUUUGCAUGUCGGCCGGGCCGGCUGGAGCUGGGGCUGCUGGCGCUGGCGGCCGCCUCGCUGGUCAGGCUGACACCGGCCCGGCUGCCCUGAAGCGCCGUCGUCAUGACGAGUCCGGCAUGUCGGUCCCUUCGGGCGCGGCCUUCGACUACGGUGAUCCGCAUGGCCUCGAGCGGGUCUUUGUCAAUCGUCACAAUUACCUGCUGUCGGAUUCAACCGGGUCGUUCGAAUCGGUGCAGCAGGUUCUCAAGAGCCUGGAUAGUCAGGCUAAGCAAUCGGCCGCGGCCGCUGGAUCGCGGCAUCCAAGUGCACUUGCCGGGGCCGCUGGGCGCACCGGCAGCAAGGCCCCUGGCGCCCGGCCCGUGGCGGGCGGCUCUUCCGCCACGGCAAGCGGGGCUCCUGGCUCCGGGCGGAGUCGCUCCUCGGGGCACCCGGUGGCCAGGGAUUUGGCCGGAUCCGGCAACUGGCCAGCUGACAAUACCUUCAUCAUUGUGGUUCCCUCUGGCACGUCCGCGCUCCUGACCUUGCAGAACAUCAAGCCCUUCUUCACAGAGAGCAAGUACAUCCCGCAUACGGCCAUCCCGCGAUCGGAGAUCCAGCGCGGCUCCUUCAAGGUCGAGCGCACUCUCGGCCCAGGCGUACGGCCUGGCGCUGCGGGGGCUGCGGGCCCUGGCAAUGCUCCGGGCGCCGCUGGCGGCCGCACUGUGACAUUCAUCUUCAAGGACAACCCCCAGCCUGGGGACUGGGACAAGGUCAUCUGUGUGAUUGCCAAUGGCAAGGAGUGGCAGUGGCGAACGUGGCCCGCCGGCUGGAACACCCCAGCCGACAUUUUCAACCGCUCCCUUGGUCUGUACUUCAACAAUGCGGGCACCCAGUUGGACGACAACUUGAAGCGCUGGAACCUGAAGGUCCUUCAGGUGGAGCGUCCAUCCGGGUCGGGGCAGCAGAUGUCCAACCCCGGCUCCAACCUUGUCCCCCGAUUCUGGGAGUUGAUUGAUGGUGCUCUGAUGCGGCGGUGACGUGUGUGUGUGUGUGUGUG
This is a messenger RNA of Fonticula alba, 1492 nucleotides long. RefSeq lists its product as hypothetical. The record is from RefSeq and is a predicted model, not a curated record. Lineage: Eukaryota; Rotosphaerida; Fonticulaceae. Gene Ontology annotation, biological process: transcription elongation by RNA polymerase II; positive regulation of transcription elongation by RNA polymerase II. Gene Ontology annotation, molecular function: RNA polymerase II complex binding. Gene Ontology annotation, cellular component: Cdc73/Paf1 complex. The transcript has 6 exons. Bases 63 to 1472 code for a protein of 469 amino acids.